Molecule: messenger RNA, 342 nt
Organism: Triticum turgidum subsp. durum (durum wheat)
Lineage: Eukaryota; Viridiplantae; Streptophyta; Magnoliopsida; Poales; Poaceae
Source: the annotation of a GenBank genome assembly
AUGGCCGCUUCCUCGGCUCCUCUCCUCCUCUUACUAUGCCUCGCCGUCGUCUCCCCGGCGGCAGCGCGCACCGAGGACCUCCUCGCCGCGGCCCGCGCGCCGGAGGCCGCCGCCUGGCUGCGCGGCGUGCGGCGGCGCAUCCACCAGCGCCCGGAGCUGGCCUUCCAGGAGCACCGCACCAGCGAGCUCGUCCGCCGCGAGCUCGACGCCAUCGGCGUCCCCUACGCGUGGCCCGUCGCGCGGACGGGCGUCGUGGCCACCAUCGGCUCCGGCGCCGGCCCGGUCGUCGCGCUCCGGGCCGACAUGGACGCCCUGCCCGUGCAGACUUCUAGACCGGCUUAG